Messenger RNA from Chrysochloris asiatica (Cape golden mole), 942 nucleotides. Its product is annotated as olfactory receptor 5AN1-like. The transcript has a single exon. Lineage: Eukaryota; Metazoa; Chordata; Mammalia; Afrosoricida; Chrysochloridae. The record is from RefSeq and is a predicted model, not a curated record. The coding region runs from base 1 to 942 and encodes 313 amino acids. Gene Ontology annotation, molecular function: G protein-coupled receptor activity; odorant binding; olfactory receptor activity. Gene Ontology annotation, cellular component: membrane. Gene Ontology annotation, biological process: G protein-coupled receptor signaling pathway; sensory perception of smell.
AUGGAAGUAGGUGAAGGAAGAAACAGCACUACAGUUACCUGGUUCAUCCUCGUGGGAUUCUCUGAAUUUCCAAAGCUCACAGUCUUCCUCUUUUCAAUAUUCCUAGGGAUCUACCUCAUGACAGUGUUCUGGAACCUGGGUCUUAUUGUCCUGAUCAAGAUGGACUCCCACCUGCACACACCCAUGUAUUACUUCCUGAAUAAGCUUGCAUUCUUAGAUAUAUGCUAUGUUUCCUCCACAGCCCCCAAGAUGCUCUUCGAUUUCUUUCAGGAAUUUAAAUCCAUCACUUUUUGGGGGUGCACCAUGCAGUACUUCUUCUUCUCUUGCUUUGGUCUAAGUGAGAGCUGUCUUCUGGCCGCCAUGGCUUAUGAUCGCUAUGCUGCCAUAUGCAGUCCUCUACUUUACACAGUCAUCAUGUCCCCUGCUCUCUGUCUGCAGAUGGUGGUAGGAUCUUGUAUAACUGGAACCUUUGGCUCCUUUGUCCAACUGUGUGGCUUACUUCAGCUCCAUUUCUGUGGGCCAAAUGUCAUUAACCACUUCUUCUGUGACAUGCACCAGAUGAUGAUGUUAUCUUGCUCUGACACCUUUUUUGUACAAGUUGUACUUUCUGUGCUCACAGUCAUCUAUGGGCUGGCCUCUGCCCUGGUUAUCACGAUAUCCUAUGGUUAUAUCAUUGCCAGUAUUUUGAAGGUCAGUUCAGCCAAAGGCAGGUCCAAGGCUUUCAACACUUGUGCAUCUCACCUAACAACAGUGACCCUUUUUUAUGGUUCAAGCACUUUUGUGUAUUUAUACCCGAGCUCUGAUGAUUCUCUCAGCCAAAGCAAACUGGCUUCUGUUGUAUACACUGUAGUAAUUCCCAUGUUAAAUCCAUUGAUCUAUAGUCUAAGAAACAAGGAAAUCAAAGAUGCCUUAGACAGAUGGAAGAAGAAAAUGUUUUCUUGA